GAAAUCUAGCCAAUUUAUUUUAAAUUACAAUGCCAGUUUGCCUUGCAGUCUUUGAAGAUAUAGUAGUGUGACACAGCCAAUUAUCUUCAGCUUGAAAAGAAGAGGCGCAGAAAUGUGCUGUAGGUGAAUCAACCUUGAAAUAUAACUUAAUUCAAGAAUCCACUCUAAUUCUAGAAACAACUCUUGAGAAUAUGAAAGAGUAGUGUGGAUGAUCCAUAAGGGAAAUGAAUCAUCCACUUGCUGUGAAAGUAUUAUAUGUUGAAGAAAUAUUUAGGAAUACCCUCAUAAGAUUCUUAUACAUUUUUUAAAGAGGAACAGAGGAGUCCCACUGCGGUUGACAUGAAAUGAACACGGAAACUAUUAAAUAAUGCAAAGCUGAAGAGUUGAACCAAAUUCCAAUAUAUCCCAUAUAUUCUCCUUAUGCUCUUUAUUACUGCACUGUUACUCCGAGUAAACAAUGUAAACACAGCAGCAGCAUCUUCUCAUAUGAUCUGCAAUUAAGCCAUAGCUACAGUGGCAGUAGCCUCAAAGUUUUGAUAGUAAAUAUAAUUAGGGUUGCUGUUAAUGAACAAAAAAUGCUGAGAAGGAAUACAAAUGCUAAUAUGCACAAGUGAAGUCAGUAAAUCAUGUUGCAAUCCUACACACCUGUGAGACAAAGUCCUACUGAGUUCAACAUACAAGAUUGCACUGUCAUACGUUAUUUUUCUAUACAAAAUAGGGUCAGAAACUUUUUUUCUGAUGGAAUAUAUUUUAUUCAUAGCCUUUAGAAGCAACCAUGUGAAGCAUAGAGAUUUCAACCACCUUCCAUGCUUUCUUUGCUUUAUUUCAGGAAAAUUAGAAUUAGUUUGGAGUUAAUCCAACAACCAAUGGGUUAUCUACUAACACAAAAAUAUCCUUGUAGACUAUGCAUUGGCUGUAACAGUUUCUAUGGAGACCAUCUUCAACCUAGAAAAGAGAGGAGGUAAUUAAGUCAUACUAUAAGACUGUACAAGUGCAGUCUUUACAUGGCCCACAGGGUAUUUUCAAAGUCAGGAAACAUGACAGUCUUACGGAUUUUGAUGCAAAAUUAACAAUGGGGAAAGUGAUUGCCUAACCCUGCCUGAGUACUCUUUGUACUCUUGGUCUGUCUCUUUUGUCACAGAAAACUAAUAACUAAGUGCCUAAUGUGACUAAGUGACUGAUGAUAGUUAAUCAGAUAAACAGUAUUUUAAUCAAUAUUUAGUCUGUUAAAUAAUCACAAGCUGCUAAGGUAGAAUGUGAUUACUCCAGUUUAAAAGCCAGGAACAUACUAAUAGGGAAACAAUGGACAAAAUACCAGGAUUAAUGAGUUUGCUAUAGAAACAGUGUAAUGCUGAACUGAGCAGCAUGCUAUGCCUCCAUCCAUUCCAUGCUGUCAGCAGAGUACAGCACAGGGACAGUGCUAUGUGAAUGUCCAGUAGGCAAUCUUUAAUGAAAAUAGCAGUGUGUUUGAGAAUUUGCAGAAUGCAAACCGUAUCACAAAAUCAAUCAUUUGCAUCUCCCAAAGGUGCAGCAAUCAUCAUAGCUGUCCUGCUUUCUGCUCUUUAGUGGGAGAUGACAGAAGACAAGGCCAAGAAUACAUAUUUACACAUCUAUAAUUAGCAGCUGCAUGGCUGCUAAUAAUACAAUGAAGAAGAGACUCACUUUCUGUCUUCUACUGUCCUGUUAUUUAAAAUAAUGGGGAACAGGAGCUCUGAGCAACAAUUGAGAAUAUAAUGUAGCCUACAUUUGGAUAAAAUGAUACACAAUUACUUUUUAUUGUAAGAAUGAGCACAGGUGAGCCUCAGGCUCGUGUUCUCCCACAGGCACAGUUGGCAAAAUCUAGCUUCGACUUAUAAUUUUGACUAAUCAUAGGUUAGAAAAUCCUGAAACAUGGUUGAUCUUAACUCUGGUUAAUUGAAUCAAGCCAGGUUCAUACCCCGUGGUUUAAAACUGGUCUGCUUCAACUAACUACAAUUUGCCAUGGUUUAGACAUAUUGCUAAGCUGUGAUUAACCAAAAUCAGAAGUGAAAGCUUCCAAACUCCUCCAUCUCACAUGACCAAGAAGGGUGAAAGGAAGAGUAGAGGAGCCUGAGGCUUCCCUAGGCUCAUUUUCAUAAUUAUAAACCAUUAGCAUGGUUUACCAUUAUGCUGGAAUGCAGUCAUUAUAUUUUACUGUAAGGACAAAGUCUUGGAUGUGGAACUGAAGAGUGCAGGGCAGAUGGGGAAGUCAGCCAUUAGUUGGCACCAUAAGAAGUAACUUGGACAGAUCACUUAACUUAAAAACAGCAACACAAUAAGCAGACCAAGGCACUUAUUUUGAAAUAUAGCAGAAAUGUAAUACUUUUAAAGAAACGAGUCAGCUAGGACAUUAAAAAACUGAAGAAAACAGCAACAGAGUAUUAAUGACAAAACUGCAACAUUUGUGAUCUCUGCUGUUCAUUACAGGCAACAAUCUUACAAGUUGGAUUAUUGUAUAAAGAAGAGCAACCAUUUCCAGAAAAAAAGUGAGGUUUAAAGCUUUAUUCAGAUCUCACCAUAAUUUUAGCACCUCCAUUAUGAACCUCUCUCUGCUUUUCGCCUUUCAUAUUCUGCUUGAUGUUCAUUAUGCUGCUUUAGGAGCUAAAAAAUAAAUACACAUGGUUUAAGAGCAUGAGACACGCAGAGUCAAAAUUAUUAUUUUAGUGUGGACAGGCAUUAAGUGAUCAGUGUUAAGGGCUGAUCUGAAACCAUUUGAUUAAUUAUACAUUCAAAAUUAAAUAUUUAUUAUUGCAGGGGUAGGCAACCUUUUUCAGCUGGAAGAAUACAUUCCUUUGUGGGGAACCUUCUGGAGGCUGAGUGGGAACAGAGUGGGUGUAAAUUUUAGUUCCCAAUUUGUAAAGCUGUAGCAAGAACAGUUUACUCAUUCUUAUACUUUAAAAUGCUGCUAAAUAAUGCAUUUCCACUCAUAUAAACACUUACAGUGGUCUAAUUUGCACAUCAUAAAGCUAAACCACACUUUAUUAAACUACGGGUUAUGAUUACUGUGCAAACCUUGCCCAGGUUUAACUAUAGUUUGCCAAGAAAACAAGAUCUGAAGACAUGAUUUAUUGGUUUAUAACACUCAUCUUGUUUUAAUUAUGGCUUGAGAUUUCAGCACUAUGGUUUGCCUGGCCGCUCACCAAACAAGAAUAGCGGGAAAACAAACCAAACUUUAGAAGAAAAAAGUAAUGGUUUGACUGAUCAUUCAUGGAACAACUUGUGGUUAACUUGUGAUUUGUUAAACAAACAAUGACUUGGUAUAUGUGCAAACCAAGCCAAUCAACAAUGUGCCUUGAAUGUGGAACUGUAAUUUUUCAAAUGACUAGUAAUUAGUGGACCCAAACUAAGCAUAACAUAUUAUCACAUUUCCUUUAUUGACAAAAGUAAUUGACUAAGGAACAGUUACUUUGAAAACACUGCUAAUCACAUCCACAGUGUAAUUCUUACCAGCACCCAUAUUGCUACUGAGGCACCAAAAGUCAGGCCAACUUUAACCCAGUUCGGUCUGCUUAUAUCAUCAGGCUGUGCCCUGAAUGCAGAACGAGAUGGUUCUGAAAUAAAGGAGUUUAGAAACAUGUUAGUUCUGAGACAAAAUUUUAGAGGAGAGAGCGAGCAGUUUACUUAUGAAAAGGGGUUUCACUGCAUUCUGUUGGAAUAAUUCUUCAGUCAGUCACUGAUCACCUUGACUUAUAAGAACAGUGGCAGAAACUGUACAAAUUGGAAAUGUUUAUUCCGUAUGAUGAAUUGACAUAGCAGUUACUGUAUGAAUUAAUAUUUGUAAAGAAUUGCACAGCAAUGUGGUAACAUUUUGUGUUAAAGGAAAGAAUACAUAACAGGGUUUUUAGAAUGGAUUUUGUCUAAUGGGGAUGGAAGAGAUAAUAGGAAAGAGUUCUUUUAGCAAUAUCAGGGCAACGAAAGAGACAGUAUUAAGCGCUGAUAUUUUAAUAUUCAGUAUUUCAGGAGACAACUCUUGUUGUUCCCUAAUGUCUCUGCUUCAGUCAAUAUAGAACAAGUCACUGUUCUUUUUGACUCCUUCGUUAUGGCUUGCUUGCAAAAAUUAUUUUUUGUUCUAAUCUAGGCUAUGUUUUCAAAAACAAUCUACUGCUAUUCUGACAGUUUCAGUAUUAUGCUACUUUGUUCCCACUUAAUUCACCCAAACCCUGAAAAGAUUUUUUUCUAAGCUUUAGGUUCUUUUAUAGACAAAGCACCAAUACAUGCUUUGUUCCAGUCACUUCUUAUCUCCACACAAAUCAUAAUCUAGAGGAAAAGUAAACAUUGCAAGGAAGAAGAAACACCCAUAGAGAGGAUUAGGGAAGAUGAGAGUAAAAACAGUCCAUGGUACUUGGGAGCAGGUGCAGGGAAGAUGUGACUAAGAUAGUUUAUUGUAUUUUUAAAUGGCUGUCUAAUUAUCAGAGAGGAGAGGUAAAGAACUGAGUUCAUUUUGAUACAAAAAAUUGGCACAUGCAAAUACAACACACAAGAACUGCUUUUUAGCAUCAGACCAUCUAGCCCAGCCUUCUCCAACCUGGUGCUCUCCAGCUGUUUUGGACUACACUCCCAACAGCCUCUGCUACUGCUGUAUCAUUAGUUACUUCAAGGAUCAGCAGAUUUCAGACAGGUCAGAUACACUUUCUUUGUUUACUGGAACCCAAAUACAUACCAAAUACAGCCAGAAACAAAUGAUGUAUCUAUAGAGUUACAAAAGGGUGCCACUUGAGCACAUUCCGAGGUUAGGAAUUUGUUUUCAGUAAGAGACUAAACUGAGCUAAGAGCCCUUUCACACAGAAUUCUGCUCCUGGUUAGCCACCUUGAUUUUAGCAGUCUAGUUUAGAUGCAAAAAGUGUUUUGCUAUUACUAUUUUUAAGACAGUUGACAGGUAGAAAGCCUUGUCAAAUACUGCAGGUCACCCAGACAUCUACCAGUAGAUCCCAAUCUACCUUCUACCCAUUUUGCCCUAUGCCGACUCUCUUGGGCCGUGGUUCCCAACGUGGGGCACAUGCCCCACAGGGAGGCAAUUUGAUUUUUUGGGGGGGGCAAUUCGAGAAUGAGUUAUAAACAGUUAAUGGCCUUUUAGGCUUCCUCCACGUGAAUAGGAGUUCACUUGUUGAAUAAGAAUUAUAUGGGGGAGGGGAAAUCAGGAUUUUAGAGAUGCUUAGAUGGGGCAUGGCAAAAAAAAAAAAAAAGGUUGGGAACCACUGCUCUAGGAUCUCUGGCAUACAUCUUUCUCAGUCCUACUCUUCGAAGGAGACUCUCGGGAGUCGGGAAAAAAAGAAAAGAGUAAAAUGAAACAACGCGUGCAUUGAACCAGCUACUAAAGAAAUAACAUACUGUACAAGCUUCUUACAAGGAACUUGUAAGAAACUGAAAAUUGGGCAGGGUGUGAAAGUUUACGGAAGGAAAAGGGUAACUGAUGUCCAUUCAGCUCAUCCACAGCAACCCUUCUCCUUCCCGCACAGCGAUAUCGCCGAUGCUGCAAGGCGAUGCUCUAGCCCGCUGCUAUGGGGCGCCACUAGCAGUUUGGGCACGAAAGGCCCAGCCCAUCCAAACUCACAGCAAAGAACGGAGAGUGGGAAACAGAUGGGGCAGGAAAAACCAGCAGACCCUGAAGGUUACACGUAGGAGACUCGGAUGAAGCGCUCCCACGGUCGUUCAACGAGGGUGGUAUUGAGGAAGGGCAGGUGGGGAAAUAGCGCAUUCCUCUGUCCUGCCCAGGUUAGGAAAAGAGAGGGAGGUCCACUGGGGCCCCGGUGACUCACCUCGGAUCGGGUUACCAGAUAACCGCAAAAACCUCCGCGCAACCUGCAAGGGCGCCGCCAUGUUGUUUUGCUUCCUCCUCCUCCACGCAGGUUCCCUGAGCAACAGUGCGAACACGCCAAUCAAACAGCGCUAGGGGCGGGGCUUCUUAACUGAUCCGGAAGGAGAGAACUCAGGCAGGGAGGGCGCCCCCUCCUGGUCACAUGGCCGUAGGUAGUGGCUGCUUCGGAACGCUCUCCCCUAUAAACAUACAGUAUUAAGCCAGACGCUGGCUCAGCAGCUACGAAACUGCCUUUACAUCAAUCAGUCAUGAGAGUUGUGAGGAGAUAGUAGAACAUAAAAAAACUCCGUGGUUUUGUGUUUCCGUGACUUUAGAACACACACUGCGGAAGCAGCAUGCUAACGUUAGAAUUUUCAUAAAUAAAAGUAGAUAUUAUUCUGCCUUUAUCAUAGCAUUCCUUAUGUAGGAUACAUAUUGUAAUUAACAGCAGGAAGGCUGUGCCAAUCGGCCACUUGUGAGAAUUUCGACAGAAGCAAAAUUGUACAAUAGGUUAUGAACUUUAACAGGGGUUGUUUGAGAACAAGUGCUGUAGACUAUGCAGACAAGUAGUCCAUAUCUCAAAUAUACAACACUUCCACUGAAACCCGCUAAAGAUGAAUGUUUCUGUCAGAAGUUUUGGAAAGUACUGCAACUGACAUGAGGGUACUCAACAGCCCACUUUCAGUAUUACUGUCUUAGAUCUUACUGUUGUGUUUCAUACCUUAAGAGUGUAAUCCAUACAGGUCUACUUAGAAGUGUUAUGUUCCAUUGAGUUCAAUGGGACUUACUAUCAGGUAAGCACGUACAGGAUUGCAGUCUGAGACAGUCCAACUGCCUGGAGUGCUAUUGCUAUUUAUGCUGUAUUAUGCACACUUGCCUGACAAUAAGCCCCCAUUGAACUCAGUGGGAACUCUGACUGAACAUGCACAGGGUUGCGCUGCAAGGCUACAUGCAAUUAUAUGCACAUUUAUCCUUGGAAAAAGCCCCACAAUAGGACUUACAUUGAAUAACAUUGGCCACACUUAAUUUCUAAUUAAACAGCAAAGACAGAAAAGCCAUUUGUCGGCGUUACAUGCAAAGUUUCAUGUCUAUGAAAAGGCGGUUGCUUACAAUCUGAAAAUUGUCUGUCAUCCUCAGACCAAUUUACUGUUUCUUAAUAAUUGCAAUAAUGUGCCAAAGGCUAAUGAGGCAUUGCCAUUGUUGCAGGAAGGCAGUAUCACAAACUGGUUCUUCCAGUGUGCUGAGUUUAACAUUGCAAGAGGUCCAUCAAGAAGCAUGUGUAGGUGUGGAAGCAGAACUUGGCUCUUGCAGGGAUGACAAAAGAGGAAGUAAGCAGACAGAGGUGAGAAAGAAAAGAAGUGUACAGCAACACAUAAUUAAGUUAUGGAAUUCACUGCCACAGGAUGUGAAGAUGGCUUCAAAAGGGGAUUAAACAUCAAACGGCUUUUAACAUUGACAGCUACACAAAAUCUUCAAGUCUUUAUACCUCUAAAGGUAUACAACUAUGGACCUUCCUUGUAUUUAGCUACUUGGGGCAACUUUUCUCCAGGAUGCAGAACUCAUUACUAUAUUUUCAGAAAAUAUAAGAGGAGGAGGAAUCUGAGGACCUCCAGAUGUUGCUGAACUACAAUACCCAUUACCUCUGACCACUGAACAUACUAGUGGGCAGAGUUGGAGUCCGGUAACAUCUGAAGGGCCACUUAUUCCCCAUCCUUGAUUAUAAUGUUUUAAAUAAUAUUCUAGAAGUGUUUACAGUAGAAGUACAGGUCCUUGUGUUUGCUUUUGAUGUACCAUACGUUUUCAGGACUUCCCAGAAGCAUCUGGGCUGGCUACUGGUGGAAACGGGGCAGUGGGCUCUAUGGGACUUUGUUCUCCUUGUGUUAAGCAUAAUUUAAUCCUAACAUUAAGCUUGCCAUUGUGGUUUUCAUUUGUGUAGCAUAUCCUGGAUGAACAUGAAAAUUGGCACUUAGUGCAGAAACAAAUAUACAGAGUAUAGAUCAUGAAUGAUAUUUAUUUCAUAGAAUCAUAGAACCAUAGAAUUGUAGAAAUGGAAGGGAUCCCAAGGGUCAUCUAGUCCAACUCAGGAAUCUCAAUCAUAGUGCGAUGAUGUCAACAACAUUACAACGCUUGUGACUAUUUUGGUUUUAAUGGGCUGAUACACAAAGCCAAGUUACAAGGCACAGCUUUUUGGAUACAAUAUUUCCAAACCACUUCCAAACGUACUUAAAGCCAACACAAACAAAAUAAAUGAACAGUAUACUUGUUUAUAAGAAUAAAUGUAGAGUAUUUUUGUUUAUAAAGAAACCCCCUUGGGUUACAACCACCACCAUGUAACCACCAAAGUAAAACAAAUGAUAAAAGUUUAAAUGACUAUACAAUUACUGCCACUGUGGAUUUUUGGACUAAUACUAUGCCAGCAGGUAUUCGGAUUUCUGUAGUGGUGCUCAGAAAUCUGCCUCGCGCCACUCUAGAGACCAUUCCCUUCGCCCCUCCUGAACAAUUCACAGCACUACCCAUGUCUAUGCAGAAGCUCAUGGGGGACGUACUCUGACAGUAAGUCCCGCCGAGUUCUCAGCUACCGUAAGUGGCUGCAGGACACCAGCCCGGGCUGCUGCGCUCCUGCGCUCACCUACCUGCUGAGCUGCACGCGACUGGCAAGCUUAGUAAGCAUCCCGCUCACGCGCCCGCCCCCCGCCCCCCAGCCCGCGCAGGCGCACUCCUCCAACAGUUCCCAGCGGGAGGGUGUUCUCAUUUCCCAACUUACCUUGUAGGGACUAUUAAGCCUACAUAGAGAAAAGAGGGCGAAGACGUGAGGCAGAGGAGGAGGAGGAGGAGGUGGCGGCGGCGGCCGGGGUCGUGGCGCAUGCGCGCGGGGCUCGGUGACCCGGCUGGGGAAGCCCUCGGCGGCGGCCAUUUUGGCGGCGCCUCCUCUCUCCGGCCUGUUCAGUUAACCACGUGAACCGCCCGCCGCCUCGGGCUCGCUGCGGGGCCAGGGGUAAAGUGGGCGCGGGCACGGCGGCUGCGGAGGCCGCUUGGGAAGGAAGCGCCAGGAGGAGGAGGAGCAGCAGCAACAGGCGACGGCGGUGCUGCUGCUUCUGGUAGCCGCGGCGGCCUGGCGGGCAGUCCCUCCCGGGAGGUGGCGGCGGAAGCAGCGGCAGCGCUCAAGCCUCGGCAGGAGGAGGGAGCUGGUUCACCGGCCCGGUAGCAGCAAGAAGGGCGGCGGCGGCGGUGGUGGCGGCAGCAGCGGCGGAGACGAUGCCGUCCGUGAGCCUCCCGCCGAAGGAGAACGCGCUGUUCAAGCGCAUCUUGGUGAGUCGGGGUGGGGGGGACAGGCGGAGAAAGGCCGCCCGGCUCCUUCCCUCACGGGCUUGGGAGGCGGCGGCGGCGCCUCGCUCGCUGCCCCUCGGAAGCGGGCCCCGGCGGCGUUGCCCCAGGCCGCCUGCCUGCCCGCCUCUGGUUCGGGCCCCGGGUGCCCCCCGCGCCGGGCGCCGCUGACAGGUGCCCCCUGGAGCUCGAGGGAUUCCUCGUUCCAGAGCCGCCUGUGGAACGCGCCGGGCAUCCCCCGCUCCAGGCGCGGCCGGGAAGAGAUUCUUGUCUGGCGGGGGCUGGGUGGCGGCGGGGGCGGGGGUCGCGUGCGCCAGCAGGGUGUCCUAAAAAUAGCAUUGGCGACCGUGGUGGGUGGGGGAGGAAAGGCGCGCGGCUGGGAAGGGGCCUUUAUGCAGCGGAUCUGCGGGGAAGCUGGAAAGGCAGCGUUUAUCAUUUAAGUUGGGGAGAGUUUCUCCAACUUGGGACGCGCGCUAAGGUUUUGUUCUGCCCUUGCCCUCCUGAGCGCGUGGGGCUUCUGAAAAGUGAUCCGCGCAGCGUCUCUCGGCGAUCGACUUCAGAUUCCCGGGGAACUGCACGCUCCUUUAAGAGGGUUGAGAAUAGACCGGUGACGAACAGGGAGAGAGCAGCGGCUCGUGCGCGCUCUGCUAGUUCAUGCCUCCUAAUGUAGAAUAGGCUUAGGGGACUCAGUUGUGCCACACGCCACUGAAAAUAAUCCUGUGUGUUUGUGUACUUUAAAAAGUGCAGAGUUAGAAUGUGCAUUCAACGAAGUAGUGGUAGGCAGAAACAAUCCUACUAAGGGCUACUUUGAAGUAAGCCUCAUUGCAUUCAUUUAAGGAUACCUAGGAUGCUAAGCCAAGUUGUCAUAAUAAUGUAGUCCAUACUACAAUUCCAAAAUAAAAUAAAGCUGAUUUGUAUAGUUCUUUUAGUCUGUUUAAUCCUAUUAUUAAAUCAGUAAGUAAGGGGGGGAAUACCUCCACCAAUCUUUUAUAGAUCAGAUGCUUUACAACGCAACACUAAUGUCUGUUCAGAUAUAAAUUCUAUUAAAUUCAUUGGGGCUUACUCCCAGGCAAGUGAGAUUAGGAUUAUACUCUUAAUUGAAACAACUGGUGAAGUGGGCAACUGAAAACAUUGUUUAUUAAGAAACUGUAAUUAAGGGUGCCCUACAUUUUAUCUAUUAAAACUUAAAAGCAAAUGGAUUUCUUUCUUGAGAAUGUUAAUCAACGUGUUGGUUGGUUAUCUGGUAUGCUUUGCAUUCCUAAAUUAUUUGAUUGUCUUUGAUGGCUCUCUGUUAAUAAUACCCUCUGUGGAACAAUCUGUGCUCAAGAAACAACUUAGGAAAAAGAAAUAUUGAAUUGUUCCCAAGUAGUUAUAAGGCCUUGAUAUUAAAAUGAUAAUUGUAAAUAAUACAGGGUGCAAUCUAGCCAUUGAUUAAAGUGUUUUAAGUCCCAUUGACUAGGGCAGAAUACAGUUGAACACAUGCUAGAUUGUGUCCAGAGUAUUGUAGUGUUCAAAUUGUGUGGUUGCUGAGCCUGCGGACUUGCAUGAGUAGCACACUAUAGCCUCACUGAAAGUAAUUGGGGUACAAUUAUAUUAUGGACAACAUGAAAACUGAUAAGGAAAAGGAUUGUGUUAUCUAUGUGAUCUCAUAAGUUAUGCAGGUGAAAACUUUUAUGGAAUACCUCUGGUUGCGAAUGGGAUCCGUUCCGGAGCCCCGCUCGCAACAUGAGCAGAACGCAAUGCACGUCUGCGUGGGUCGUGAUUCGCCGCUUCUGCACCUGUGUGUGACGUCAUUUUGAGUGUCUGCGCAUGUGUGAGCGGCGAAACCCAGAAGUAACCCUUUCUGGUACUUCUGGGUCACUGCGGGACGCAACCUGAAAAGACGUAUCCUGAACCAAACGUAACAAGAGGUAUGACAGUACUUAAUAUGUUAUACGUAUACAAAGUAGCAAUUUUAUUUAUUUGUUUUUAUCCUACUCUUCUCUGAAUUGUUUAGAGUGGCUUAGUUUGAGUGCUUCCAGUGGUUUCUUUUCAGGCACCGAUCCAGAUCCGCACCUGCUUAAUUUCAGUAAUGAGGUCAAGUACUCCAGAAGUGUAGAACCUAGAAAUUACCAUGACUAACAUGGGGCUUUGAGCCAUAGUAAAGCAUGGAGUGAUUAUUGCUUCAUUGUUGCAAUUGGACGCAUGCUUUUGGAACAACCAGUUCAGCAUAAGAUGAGGAAUUUAAUUCAAUGUUCCUUGCUUGCCCCAGCUUGCUUGUGUACAUUUUAACACUGUUAUGCAAAUGAACAGGUCUGUAAAAUGCUUUUAUCAAGCACAUUUAAGGGACUCACCCAGAUUAGUUGUUAUCCUCAGAAAGUGCUAAACUUGUCUAGUUUCUUAUGCUGAGGUUUUCAGAUGCAUGGCAAAUCAAAUAAAUGCAGCUAUGCAGCUACAUCUUUAGAACAGUUACCACCAUUCCAGUUUACAGCCAGCUAAUGCCAGUUGCUUUUUCCCAUCUAGAUUACUGAACCUGUAGCUUUGCUUUCUAGGACUUUCUUUUAUCAGUGCAAUGUAUAGUUAACAACUGGGAUGAAAAUGCAUGUGUGCUCAGCUUCAAGAAACUGAUGUUAGCCAAUCCAAGUGGUCUGCUAGAAAGUGGAGCAUGCUGUGCGUGUGGGAUGUGUGGCAUAGUAUGCUUACCCCACCUCCAAAACUUUGGCAUACCUAAAUAUGAUCAGCACACACCCCAUAGCAUGUAUGCUUGGUAUGUGUAAUCUUUACCACUUCAUAUUUUCAUAAGGUAAGCACUGCAUAUUUCACAUGCAUGCGUGUUGAGAUGCACUUGCUAUUGCCACGAGUAGGCAUUAAAGCAAAGGUAAAGUGGUCUAGCAGGGCCCACUGCAGAUUACUAAUGAAGGUUUAAAUGGGUUUUGAAAAGUAUGCAGGCUAUUUACAAAAUAAAAAGGGCCGUGUUAGCUUUGGAAAUUUUAUACAUGUCCCCAUUUGCGUGUCACAGUAAGCCAUAGUUAGAAAUAAACUAUGACUUACUGUAAAUGUGCAGUGUGUUUAAACAAGUUUCUUAAAUUGCACCUGCCCAACUCUGCCUUUUGCCAGUUGGGGGGGAAGGAAGGCAUAGCACUACUUUAGUUUCUGUUUCUCAAAACACUCCAUGAGAAGAAGCCAUGGUUUGAGGAGAAAUAAAUCACAAGCUCUUGUUUGCACAUAAACCUAAAACAGAGCUAUGGUUUAUUGCAUUUCAGCUCAUCAAAGGGAGGAGUGAGGUAUAUGCCAAUGGCUCAUUCACAGUAAACCAAAGUUUGUUUCAGACUGUGGCUUACCAUGAUGUGUGAACCAGGCCAAUGGUAGAAACCUAAGGCAGGUGGGUGACCUUUAAUAGGAAAGGCAAAUAUCCCCCUAGUGUCCUCAUAAUUUUCUUUUGGUAGGCAUAUUUUCAAUUUUUUAAAUCUUAAAUGAAAACUCUGGUAUUUGGGGUCUCUCUAAACUUACCUGCUUGAAUGGUGAUAAGUUAAUGAGAUACUAACUAUUCAUUUCCCAUAGAUAAGUAAGGAUUAUAUAGGAAUUUCACCUUUGGGUCAUCUGUAGUUUAAGAAGCCUUAUUGCUUUUAGAGCUCUGUAUCAUACCAUUUAUGUAUCAUUAAUUAAACCAAAAUCUCAGUUAUAAUUCCUUGCCAUCAGAUAUCACUUCCAAAGUAGUAUAUCACCAGUUAGCAUCCUCUGGAGAAUUUCCAGUGUAAGAAGAGACUGUGUGGGCAUUGGUAGGGUUGCCUUACACAUUCAGAAGCUGAAGAGGCUGUUCUGCAGCUUACAAACUGAUUAAUAAUCUUUAGCAACUUCCGUCUGCCUCCCUAGAGGAGAUGGAAGACUCCUGCUUUCUUUCUGCUCUGUUUCCACAAACCAUUGUUGAGAUUAGUUUUGGUUAAGAGAUAAACUAAACUGUGGUUAGUCUAGAGCAGAAGCUUCUAAUAUCCUUGAAGCUGUUCUGAAGAAAGGGUGGUGGAUAUGAUUUUAAGGUUUCAUUGUUAAACUGAACUGUGAUUUAGCAUUACAUGUGAACCUGGCCAAUGAAAACUUAUUGUGAUUGGAAAACUUUGGAAAGAAUGAUUGAGACAUUUGGCCUUCAGAAUACAGUAUCUCUCUUUUCAGUUUUUCUCUAAAAACUUUGUCAUCAAGAUACAAAACUACACAAAUAAACUCCUGCAUAGCUUUCCACUGAUUUUGCAUAAAUCCUUUAUCGGUGUCACUGUGGAUGCAUGAUUAUAUGCCUACUACAAGAUACGUAUUGUGUGUCACUAUAGAUCAUGAAUUUGCCAAUAGGUUCAUGGUUAGCGUUCUCUAUAACUGAUCAUCUGCAUUAACAUUUCAUCUUUAUUGCAAGGAAUUAUAUCUGUACUCUAUUACUUGCUUAUCCCUGUACCCCUUCCGCCAGUAGUCUUCGGUUUUUCAGACCCAGCAUGCAACAUAUGUUCUGCUUCUCAUUUUUCUGAUAGAUGUCCAUCUUUCUCUUGGAUUUUCUCCUUCUCUAUUCUUUUCUUGUUCUCCCCACUUCUCCAUGCUCCCUGUUCUCUUCUUUCUCCUUCUGAGAUAAUAGCAUGCAAAACAAAAAAGGUAGUAGUGCUGCAACUGGUACAACCCACUUCAACUUGGAUGUAACCAAAUCCUCAAGCCACCAGUUGGUAGAUUAAUGCUUUAAAUAAGUUUAGAUUAGCUAGAAUCAAACUGGUAAGCAACCAGUAUAGUGAGCCUAUGCACUGUGGAAAUUUGCACUAAUUACUAAGUAAACUUCGAAUGUCUUGUUUUCAAAUAUUGCCUGUAGCAUCCUUCCUUUCAUAAUAGCGCUGAUAACUUAAACAAUUUAGCAGAAAUAAGCUACAGUCACUUGGUCACUGCAUGAAAAAAUGUAGAAUUUAAAACAUGCUUCCCAGUGCAUAUAUGUAAAAGGGAGUGUGGCACAGUGGUGUGUGAUGUAGUGGUUAGAGUGUAAAACUAUGACACUACCUUGAGCUCCUUGGAGGAAAGGUGAAAUACGGUAAAAAAUGCAAUAAUUAAAUUAAAAUGUUUACUCGCAUUCAGAGGUAACAAUAACCAUAGGGAGAAUCAGCACUAUUUGUAUAUUUAGUAGUUUGUUUAUUUGCAGAAUGGUUUUGAACCCUGGAGUUAGAAGUAAAAUGCCCUACAUACAAUAUAUACCGUAUUUUUUGCACCAUAACACUCACUUUUUUCCUCCUAAAAAGUAAGGGGAAAUGUCUGUGCGUGUUAUGGAGGGAAUGCCUACGGGUGGCAUGCCUACAGAUUUUCCUCCUCUAAAAACUACGUGCAUGUUAUGGUCAGGUGCGUGUUAUAGAACGAAAAAUACGGUAUGUAUGAGGCAGCCAUAGACUAUGCUGCAUAAACCUGGUUGUGCAACAUUGUGCUAGUACAUUAAAUGCCUGGUGGUCUGAAUGACUUUUGGAGUUAAUUAUUGAAUUGAAGGGCUAUUUAUAUAUAUGGAGAGCAAAUUAAGUUGAUGACCACAGUUAUCACUAGCCCAAAUAAAGGUGACUGUUCGCUUCUCAGUGUUCAUAUUGCUCCUUGGUAUAUCUGAAGUGAGUUAAGAAGACAGUAGUCUCAAUGUGGUUGUUAUCUUGUGUAGACAUUUGGAAACACGGGGCUGUUUUUCCAGCUCAGCAUGACACUUUAGGACACACCCUGGAGAGUCACUGAUAGAAUCUGUAGGAUAGCUCCCUACUCAACAGAGUAAUGAAGCAUCUUAACUAGAUUCAAGUUAUUGCUGUUUUGGCAAAGCAAGAUCAGUCAUAGGCAAGACAUUAAAUGUUUAUGGAUGUAAUUAUUAUAUAGGUCAAUAGGAGUGAAAGUACAUGGAAUUCAGCCACAGAGUAUCUGUAUAUGCAGCCUAAACUGCAGGUUUGGCUUCAGCUGCAGCAUCAGUUCACUAUUGCCCAGAUGACUUGCGCUGCUGCAGCCAGAAGUUCUUAAUAAGGAUGGAGAGAGGUGGUUCAAAGGGUACUCUCUUGGGAAAGUGACCUUCUGAAUUCUGAUUGUGUAAACAAGUUUAUAGCUAAGCUACAGGAGCAGCUAAUGGGCUGUUCUUAAUUUAGCAAUGUGAAGAAUAAAUGACUUCCCCCAGCAAUAAAUUCCUUAUUAAAGACAGCUUAUUAGAGAGAUGAUGCUCCAUGGGGUGUUAUUAUUUCUUUUUCUUUUUCUGGCCUUAUAUCUAAAAAGACAAAAUUGAGUAUGGGAGAGAAAUCACAACACACCAUUUCCCAAAUUUCAAAGGCAGCUUGUGAUGGAAGAAACCUACUGUGCCAAACUGUUGAGCAUUGAGCACUGUAGAUCUUUUAUAAAUUAAUUCUAAUUUUUAUAAUACAUAGACAAUAAUGUUCCUUUUGGGCUGAAGAACUAUUGAUAGUGCCACAGAUGGACUUCGAUUGAUUCAGAAAAUGUGGAGCUUCAGAAUGAUUUUGAAAUUACUUAUGGGUCUCUUAAUCUAGUCAGAAAUGAAUGUUAACGAACAUACUUUCCCAAGCAUGUGUAUGUAGAAUAACCUAAGUUCUUUAGUAGCAUCCUCCCCAAGAGUAAAUUAGUUUUGAGGGUUGUUGUUUAAAAAAAAGAAAGUUGGUUCUUAAGAUAAGUUAGUUAACAUUCAAUAUGGCUGCAUACUACUUAGCAUGCAGCCUUUAUGGCUGUUUUAUCACUCUUAUGUGGACAGUUUUAUUUUUACUGUGAAACUUAUACAAUUGGGAUGAGCCAUAACUCAGGGCAUGUGCUUUGCCAUAUAUAAGUCCCAGUUUUCCCCAUGCCAUCUCCAGAGACUGGCUGAGUUCACACUUUAAACCAUAAUUUGAUGUGAUGUGAAUUUCAGGCUCACUUGCUUCUACCCUACCCUCCUGUUAUAUAGCUGGGAGGAUAAGCUCAGAAGCUUCAUUUCUGCGGAAAUGCUGUUUGUCAUUCCACCUGAACUGACAAACUGUUGCUAAUAGUAACAAUGCUUUGUCUGAAACACACUAACUUCAAACUCUGAUUUUCUGUGAUGUACAAAUGUGGCCAAAGAAUCUUGAGUACCUGACACGUUGGACUGACACGGGCUCUUCAAUUAGAUGUUGCUGUGCUGGAUGCACUGACCAAUGGUCUCACUUAAAAUGAGAUGGCUUCUUAUCUGUAAAUCAACAGAUAGAAAUUAUAAAUGAGAAAAUACAUGAUUUCUUUGCAUAAUUUGCAUUUCAAUAGCAAUAGGGAAUUUAUUUCAACAAGAAAUGAUUUUUCACUUAACUAUAUUGUGAACAAUGAACAAAAAUUUGUACGGAAGGGGUUAAAACUUGCAAAAAAUUGGGGGACAGGAGGGCAAUUAACAACAUGAAGUUAGGAUUCUGGCGGUGACUCAUUCCCCCCCCCCCAAUUCCCAGGUUUCUGAUUUGGACUUUGAAUGGUGAACACUAAUGCUCUAGAAGAUACUUUGCUUAUUUUGAUUCUCCUUAGUUUUCAGAAAAAUGAAAUCUUCAAUCACAUUCUGCGAUGAAAGCAAAACUUGUGAUGUAACUGUCAAGAACUUUAUGAUAUACCACCUGUGUAAUAAAUCAUUGGGCUUUUAACAGUGAAUUGCAAUGGGGCAAGUCAUUUUCAGGAAUAGACUAGGAAUAACUUUCUUCUUACUAAUAUCUAUUUAUCAUUUUGCUGAAGAGUUUGGAAGAAUCAUGUUCUUUACUCCUGAAAUUUGUUUCUCCCAACCUUUAAUUGUAUACAGAACACUUGUGCUAGGAACUGUUAACACAUGCGACUAAUGGGAUCCCUCAUGUUUAAACUUGCCACCCACAUAUCCCUUCAAAACUAAGUUAUAUCCAACAAAAUAUUUCCAUGAAUUAACAAUUUUAGCUCACACAAAGCCACUUCCCUCCCUCUCCUGUCCCUGUGAACAACCCCAAAUCUGGUUUUCUUAGCCCACUCCCCAAGAGCAAAUUGUGGCUGGAUGUAGAGGUGCACAGGGGAUGGAGGGGAAGUUCUGCCGCGUGAGCAAAAAUUGCUCUGCUCAUGCAAUGACUUGGUUGGUUGGAUUCAUUCUUGCUUGAUAAGGUGAGGGGUUUAUGAGUGUAGCUUAUUUCUAUCACAUUUGUUACAGUUGCUUUGGAUUUUUUUUGUCUCUACAGAGGUGUUAUGAACAUAAACAGUACAGAAAUGGUUUGAAAUUUUGCAAACAAAUUCUUUCCAAUCCAAAGUUUGCAGAACAUGGAGGUGAGUCUUCAGACUUCUACAUAAACAAGUACCGGUUCUGAACAUGUUAAGUUUUAAAAUUGGCUUAUAUUUAUAGUUUGCCUCUUCCUUAUGGUUUGGAUUGGGUAGCAAUAUAUGUCUACAAUUCAGUUUGAAUUAUGAAAUUGAAUUUUAAAAAAACUUCAGCCUCAUUCCAGUCAUGAAAACAAAGCCCAAAUCAAAAGACCUUUUGAAAAAAUGGCCAAAAUGAUUUUGGCAAGUAUACAAAGGUCUGUAAUUGAAGGGCAAUUAUUCUCCUGUGUAUCCACAUUCAUGAUAUGUUGGAACAUUUCUUAGACUUGUAAACUGCUAAGAAAAACUGAAAGUGGUAGUAGAUGUGAUGGUGACAGAACUGCCUUGAAACAGCAUUCGGCACUGAAAUACAGAAAGUGGAGUGGGUGAUUGCAUAUGGAGACGAGACAGGCCCUGAACCCUUCUUCAGUCUUGCCUACAUCCCCACAAUCCCUUCUCCCUGGCUGCUAUUCUAAAUGAACUCAUUUCUGUUUGCAAGGCUUGUGGGGUUUGGGGAGGGUGACUUUGGGAAGAGGCGGUAUGCUAAGGUAGAACAUCCCACUUUCUUAGCUUAGGAACAUAGGAAGCUGCCUUAUACUGAGUCAGAGACCAUUGGUCCAUUAUGCUCAGUAUUGUCAACACUGACUGGUAGUGGCUGUCCAGUAGUAUGGGCAGGGGUCUCUUCUGGCCCUAACUGAAGAUUCCAGGGAUUGAACCUGAGGCCUUCUGCAUGCAACAGGUCAUGGUGUACCACUGUGCUUAAAGCCCUUCUGGCUUAAGAUUGCCCCACGCAAUCUUUGUGUGUGUUUGAACACACACAAAGCCAGGAGGGAGGCAGAAGAAACAAAAAGAAUGCAGAAAUUCUCAGUGCCAGCUUUGAAUGUUUAUUGUAGCACAACAAGGUUUGGAAUAAGUUCGUUCUUCAGGAGUUAUCUUAAACUUAUUGAAUCAGCUUAUACAGAUGCUGUUGCCUAUCUGGCACUACCUGAAGAAGGAGUCCUCUCCCCCACUCCCCAUCCCUAAUGUCGAUUCUAUAAUACAAAUUGACCCUUUGCCCCAAGUUGUUAUUAGCUGCAGAGAAGAAAAUGGGCACUAACUAAUUAAGCACAGCAGGUUUAGGGAUGGAGGGAAUUGUAUUGGGAAUCUAUGCCGAGGAGCACUAACUUUAUUUAUUAACUGAAUUUACCAUCUCAUGAAAUAAGUUCUCUUGGUGGCUCACAAAACAGAUACAACAAUUAAAAUGUAAUAUAGAACAAUAAAAGCAAUUAAAAAUUAAAAGCACAAUUAAAAUACAGAUUUAAAAACCUGUGGGUGAUAUCCAGAAUUGCACAAAUAGACUCUGAUCAGGCAUAGGAUUUCUCCUUUCUCUAUUAUCCGCUGUUUUCCCAACAUCUGCUCUAGAUAGUCUCCCAACCUUUCAAAGCCGACUUUGGGGUGUAUGGUUCUACCUGCGGAUGGACACUUUGUUGUUUUCAUCCUAAAAAGAUUGGACCAUAAAUAAUCUUAUCCCAUUCUUCUCUUCCACACAAAACAUGCCCCAUCCCAUAUCCCACUGCUUUUAAUAAAAGAAAGGUAUGGCACGACAUCCAGUCACAGAUCUCUUGCGGAGAGAUAAAUUGGUCCUGAGAUCCUGUACAUUUGAAACAAUUAAGAUCCACUGAAACCUGCCAGUCAUAGUACAUACAGUUACCCUUCUGGGAAUCUACUACAAAUAAAUGUUCAAUCAGUAAGGAAUUAUUUGUUUGAACCAAAAUUAAGGGCAUCUUCCAACAGAAAAGGGAUUUGCUCUUAAAGAUGCAGAAGCACUUCUGUGUAAUAGGCAUAUCCCUGCUUUCAGAUUUAUAGACAUGCUGCUUGGAAUUUAAAACAAAAUCUACUGAUAGAAGUCUCUGCUACCAGUUUUUCUGUUCAUAAAACUUCAAAAUAUGCAUCACUAUUACUAUGGCUUGGCACAGCUGGUAAUGAUUUUUUUCUUUUUCUUUUUAGAAACCCUGGCUAUGAAAGGACUAACGCUAAACUGCCUAGGUAAAAAAGAAGAGGCAUAUGAAUUGGUGCGAAGGGGCCUACGAAAUGACUUGAAGAGUCAUGUCUGUAUCCUUUUCAACGUGCACAUUAGAUUGACAAACAAAGGAAAUGAUAAAAAAUAAAUAGAAAACAUUAUAUAUAAACUAGAACAUAAAUGUAGCCUCUCCCUUCGUAUUAUGUACCUUCUAAAAGGCAUUUCUUGAAACUUUUUGAACAGUUAUAUUACCGCCUUUGGAGCAACCAUCCUAGCUUUUAGUCCGUAAUGUACCUUACUAAUUCUAUUUACAGACCAGAUUCAAGUGAGUGCCUGAACAGCAGAGUCUUAGAAAUAUCUGGGCCACAUAAUUAACUGUAUUUAAGGGCUGACUUCUAAUACUCCGAGGAGCCUUACACAUAUUUCAUUGUAUUAUGCUAGUUUGUAUUGGUAUACUAGUUAAAGGUUUCUCUACCUGAGGGGCGGGGGGAAGCAUUUACAGACUUCUUUCAUGGAAAUAGUUGAAUGAGUUGUUUCUCAUUUUCAAUUGUUGCAAAAUGGAUGACCUUAACUGAGGUUUCCAGGUUGGCAUGUCUAUGGCCUCCUCCAGCGAUCAGACAAGAAAUAUGAUGAAGCCAUCAAAUGUUAUAGAAAUGCACUGAAAUGGGAUAAGGACAAUCUCCAAAUUUUGAGGGACCUUUCUCUGCUACAAAUUCAAAUGAGGGAUCUUGAAGGCUACAGGGUAAGUCAAGAACAAGCCUCAGGAAGGUUUUACAAGCGCAGUAACUCUAAAUAGUUCUUAAACUAUGAAAAGUAUGAGAGAGCAAAACCUUUUUGCCUUGCUUUCUACCAUAAUAAUUUGGUUGUUGUUGUUUAGUCGUGUCUGACUCUUCGUGACCCCAUGGACCAGAGCAUGUGGUAGGGAUUUAGUUGAGUACAAAAUGAUUUCACAUAUAGUGCUUUCUUAAGUGCUUAGAAUAAUGCACAUUUCUGCUUGCUGACUUGUAGAAGAACUAGGUUCAGAUUAUCAAAGACAGAGUCAUAAAAUUGUAGAGUUGGAAGGGAUACUGAGGGUCAUUCCAUGCAAUGCAGGAAUGUCAGCUACAGCAUCCAUGACAGAUGGCCAUCUAACUUCUGCUUUAAAAAAAUCCAAAGUAGGGGAGUCUACCAUCUCUUGUGGGAGUCUUCCACUGUCAGAAAGUUCUUCCUGAUGUUUAGUUGGAAUCUCCUUUUUUGUAACUUGAAGCCAUUGGUUCAGGUCCUGCCCUCCUGAGCAGGAGAAAACAAGCUUGCUCCAUCUUCCAUGUGGCAGCCCUUGAGAUAUUUGAAGAUGGCUAUCACAUUCCCCCUCAGUCUUCUCUUACCCAGGCUAAACAUAUCCAACUUUUUCAACCAUUCCUCAUAAGGCUUGGUUUCUAGACCCUUGAUCAUCUUUGUUGCCCUCCUCUGCACACGUACCAGCUUCUCAAUAUCCUUAUGAAAUUGUGUCAGCCAGAACUGGACACAGUACUCCAGCUGUGGUCUGGCCAAGGCAGAAUAGAGUAAUACUAUUACAUCUCUUGAUCUGGAAGAUCAAGAUAGUUGCACUGGUUCUGCAGAAAGAAUUGUCCACCUUCUCUCUUUAUAAUGCAAUCCUAAAAUAGUGAUGGCCUUAUUUUGUCUGGAUUGUUUGAUUUCUAAACUGGUUUCUGAGUUACAUUUCUGUGUUGUAGUUCAACAGCUGUUCUUCCUAGUGUCUUUCUUCUUAGAAACCUGAGAUGGUAGUGAAGUUGUCAAGUAUUAGUAUUUUGUGCAAGUUGCAAUUAACUCAUCUCAUUGUUGAGUUCCACACGGAUUUAGUCAUUAUUAUCCUUAAGUGUGUUGAUGCCAUAGUUGAUAGUGCUCAGGAUUUACUACAAAAAAUAUACUAGUUCUAUAUCAGCACCAUUCAGGUUUCUUUAAAAACACAGUCUGGAAUAGUCACAUUGAUCAAAUUGUUUUUCAGAGAUUCUGUACAACAUGUAUAUGAAGGUUUUUAUAUGUUGAAACCUUAAAUUUUGAACUCUUGUCAUUGAUUUCUUGAUUAAUACUGUUGAUUUAGUUUUGAAUCCAGUAGACUGGAAUGUGAAAGCUACCAUUUUAUUACAUUUAUGCAGGAAACUAGGUAUCAGUUACUUCAACUUAGACCUGCACAGCGAGCAUCAUGGAUUGGCUAUGCGAUUGCUUAUCAUCUUCUGGAAGACUAUGAAAUGGCAGCAAAGAUUUUGGAGGAAUUUAGGAAGACUCAACAGGUAUCAUGAAAAAAACAAAACCAAGUUUGUAUAUAACUAAAAUAAUCAGAAUCGAAAUGGAAGAAUAAAAUAUAAUAUUUUGUGUGUCUAAGGGGCUAAGUAAAAACAUUUACUUAUCAGACUCUCCCUAUGGAGCUGAUGGUUGAUGUCAUCUAUCAUCCAAAAGUAGAAAACAUGCAUGGGUUGAGUAUUCCCAUCCUUCCAUAAGUGAUCAUUUCUUUCAGAACUACCAAUGCCAACCAUGUGUUUGGCUGGUACAUGUGCUAUCUUGAUUCAGCAAAGGGCAAUGUUUGGGAGAUUGAAGAGCCACAUACAGGUGGCAUUACCAGUUCAAAAUCUCCCUCUUUUUUCUAUACAUACAUGGGUCACAUCUGACAAUCCAGAUGGUCAGCCCUUUUCUCUCAUACAGGUCACCCUGAUCAGUUUAUGUGGGGUUUUGGUUGCAAUGUUAACAUUAAAAGGAUGAAUACUGAAGUGUUUUCUUACCUAUGCAGACAUCUCCUGAUAAAGUAGACUACGAGUAUAGUGAGCUACUCUUGUAUCAAAAUCAAGUCCUCCGGGAAGCAGGACUAUAUAAGGAAGCUUUGGACCAUCUUAGUACCUAUGAAAAGCAAAUCUGUGACAAAUUAGCAGUUGAAGAAACUAAAGGUAAAUGAGCCAAUAGGAUUCUUUUGUUCCUAAGCCUGUUCUCAACGAGAAAUAUUAAAUGAAUAAGAAAUAAGUUGCCUUACAAUUACUACAUAAUUGGUAAGUUCAAAGUGUACUAUAUAUUAAUUUGGUAGUGCUAUAUAUUUUUCUACAUGUUAAAUUAAUAACAGAGUUGAUUCUUUUAAAGGCUGUCAACAAUCUGGUAAGUGGGUGUGACUUUGUAUUGUAACCGGGAAGCAAGAAAAGUUGGAGGCAAGCUGGCCUUAAGUCUUGAACUUAAUUGAAUAUAUUAUACAGUGGUACCUUGGGUUAAGUAGUGGGAGGGACAGGGGUGAAGAGAGAACAGAAAUGCUUGCACUGCUGGAAUGAUUUGCUAGCUCUAUGUUGACUAUCUUCCGUAGAAUUCUUGAUGAAAGAGCUGAGUCUCAACAACAAAGGGCAGAUGUUCUCAUACAAGUGCACUUCUCACAGAUAACAUACACAAACAAUAGCUAUAUUUUGCAGCAGAGGCCAUCCUGCAGAUAACCAUCUUAUCAGGAGGUCCAUUCCACAUGCUACAGGCAUUGAGACUUUCAGUGUGGCAGUGCCUGCUCUUUGGAACUCUCCUAUUUGCAUAUCAGACAGGCGUCUUAUCUGUUUAUUUUUUGGUGCCUGCUAAAGACAUUGCUCUUUCAACAAGCUUUCUAAAAUCUUUAUCCCAGCUGGUACCUGUCCUGAAUGUGAAUUGAUUUUCCAUAUGUGGUGGUGAUUUAAACUUUCUAUAUUUUUUAAUGUUUUGCUGUUAACUGGUUUUAUAUAUGUAAUGUGUCGUUUUAUUGUAAUUUGCUUUGAGAUGCCCCAAUGGAAAUGAUUCAUAAAUGAAAUUUAAUAAUAAUUGGCUUAAACCUUAGCAGGACUAUAUUAUAUAUUGUUGCUGUUACUUUCAUCUCCUCCAGUCCUCAAAAGUACAGAAUUCAGCAUCUUCAUAUUCCUUGGUUGUAUUUUUAUUUCUUUUUAAAGCGUAUUUCAGGCCUUUCUUGCUUUGAAUAAAAAUUUGGAACAUAUUGGUAGUCUGUGUGCCCUUCACACAAAAGUAUAUUAGGUUACAUUGGUGCAAAAUAUGAUAGCAAAUCUUGGGGGCAUGCAGGGGGUGAGGGGGAAAAGGUCUGUUCUGUUUGGACACUCAGAAGUCUGUUAGAUAUUACCCAGCAACUUUGUGAAGACUCUCUUUUUUUGUUAGUGACAACUGUUGUAUCUUAACGCAUAUGAUCUGUAGUAGCUUCAGACAAGUAAAUCCCUUGCCUGUGGCAGUAUAUAGGCUUUGCUUGAUAGAAAAGGGCUCUACACAAGUAGGAAAUGUAGCACGUUGAAGGUUAGCUCCAUGAUACUUAGAAAAACAUUGUUUCAUUGGCACAAUAUAUAUAAAUAUGUAUAUAUUAAAUACCCUCUCACGAUUGAUUUAUAACUCUGCAUUUUUAACAGGCGAACUUCUGUUACAACUCUGCAGGCUGGAAGAAGCCACUGAGAUAUAUAGAGGAUUGCAAGAAAGAAAUCCUGAAAACUGGGCUUAUUACAAAGGUUUAGAAAAGGCACUCAAACCAGGUAACAAUAUAGCUUGCACCAAGUUAGGUGCGAACCUGUAAAUAACAAAGCCCUUAUUUGAUUUUUAUAUGUGAUAGGAGCAUAUAUUUUGUCAUAAUCCUCAGUUACUUUUCACAGCAAGCUGAAUUGCGGUGAAUUUACUUUCCUUUUUGAAGAAAACUUGUGUAUGAUGGCUGAGAAGUGCUCUAUGUGUAAGCGUACACACAAAUUAGUGAUGGGAGACGAUUUCAUUUUAUGUAGGCUAUGCUUCAGGAAUUGCAGUAUAUUUUGAAUUUCAGUAAAAGUGAGUUGAUGUACAUUUCUUUCUUUAUCCAUUUAUGUCUCACUUUUCUAAGAAGUUCAUAGUAGUAUAAAACUGAGGUCAACACAACUUUUUCAACAUUGCAUAUUUGAGUUCUUCAGGUGUGAUCAGGUUGGUUCUUGUGUACGUUGAUGAUGAGGGGAGCACUUGGAACAAUUCACUCUAUGCACAAUGUGAUGAUUGUAUUCAUAGAAUUGUAGAGUUGGAAGGGACUAUGAGGGUCAUCCAGUCCAACCCCCUGCAAUGCAGGAAUCUCUUGCCCAGCGUGGGGCUAGAACCUGUGACCUUGAGAUUAAGAGUCUCAUGUUUUACCAACUGAGCUAUCCCAGACUCAAAAUUCACCACUGCUUUUUAAGCUCAUAGAUUUGUCAUUCUUUGGAAGGGGGUAUUCAUAUGCUAGUGUGUUAUGAAUUUAAGAUCUUUUUCUAAAAUUUGCAGUAGCGGAGAUAGUGGAGGGCAGAGUUACUGGAGCGGAUGGUGAACAAGACAGUUCUGCACUUGCUCUCCAUCUUGCCCACCCUCCAAUCUUGGUAAUCAGGAAGGUUUACCUGCUUUACCCUCAAGCAUGCCAUUGCUGAAUGCCAACUCAGUCAAGACAAGGAGUCAGUUGUCACUGGCCCCCUUGUGCAAGAAUAGAUCAAUCACGCUUGUGCCACUGAAACCUGGUUGGAUGAAGUGGGGUGUAAGUUACUUUUCCCAGAUAUAUUCUCUAGGUUUCAAGACACCAGUGUACACUUGAGGGACAGCAAGGUUGUUUGAUCCUUAAUGAUUUGCUCCCCUGCUCAGCUGCCCUAUUGAGCAGGUAGCCAGGAUAAAGUUUCUGCAGCUGGUGUUGGGAACUCGAAACAUGGCCACUACCAAACACUCUUCCUGCUUCAGCUCUGAGUGUAGUAUAAAGGACCCCAAGGCUGAUUAUUUUAAUAGACUUUAGCAUUCACACUGAAGAUACAUCAUUAGGAGGUAGCUCAGGAUUUGAUGGCCUCCAUGACAACUUUGGGCCUCUUUCAAUUGUAUUUGGACCAGUACACAUGGCAAGACACAUAGUGGACUGGUUUUCUUCAUUGGACUGGGAAAGGGUGAUCUGUGGGGUAAGGCUUUUGUCUGGAUCCCUGCCCAUCCUGGCUGUUGAACUCUGUCAGAAUGGACCUGUCCAUGUGGGCCUUGGAGGUUGUGAAUGCCUCCUUGAGGGAUGCAGUUGUCUCUACUGCCCUUAAAGCGGGACUUGUUGAGAAGCCUAAUUUAGAUCUUUUGGCCUGAGAGAUUAUUGCAUUCUUUGGCAAGGCGGCAGAGCAAGUGGUGAUGGAAUAACUCCAGUCAGUGUUGGAAGAUCCUAUUCAGAUCAUUUCCAGUCAAACUUCAGGCCUGGUUUUGGAACAGAAGCAGCCUUUUCCCAUUGGAAAUGUAGGGAGCAAGUGUGAUCCUAUCAGUUCUUUUGGAACUCCUAAGUACCUUUCAAUACCAUUCGGGGGGGGGUCCAUGCCUGCGGAUGGACGCUGUUUGUGUCAAGGGACGUUAUUCCUCAGAAUAAGGUUGCACUGUUAAUGUACUGUUGAUGUACCAUUUGUGUCAGAGGAAUAACUUGAAGGCAGCACAAUCCACAAUCCCUGCAUGAUGGCAUGCAAGCCAAAAAUUAUUUUGGUUUCUUCUUUUCAGUAUGUCAUCUGUCACUUGUACAAUAUGUAGUAAUGGCUUCCAACUUGGACUGCUUUGAAGGGGGGUUAAGACAAAUUCAUGUGAGAAUGUCCCCCCCCCCAAUACUCUCAUGCAGCGUAGGAACCUGUUUUUUAAAUAUUGCAAGAGUGGUUUACAAUUCGGCAUGUGAAACCUGUGUAAAGGGGAAAAAAUGCUACUACUCAAACACCAGGCGUAUGAAAAGGGACACUCUGGAUUUUGUCCAUGGAAGUUACCCAAGUGAAUGUAGUUUCAGUUACGUUUGGAAUCAUGAAAAUUAUUGGCCACCUUAAAUCCCAAAUGACAUGUUUUUGUUCUUUUAGCCAACAUGUUAGAACGGUUCAAGAUCUACGAAGAAGCCUGGACUAAGUACCCAAGGGGACUAGUUCCAAGAAGACUACCAUUGAACUUUUUGUCCGGUGAGUUGCAUUUUGGCAAUUAGGAGAAUGAGUUACAAGAUUAGAGUGCUUCCUUUUCUUGCUGCAUCACCUUGUUAUUAGCCACCUAGAAAUUGCAUCAAAUUUUUGCUUUCUUUUAGCCAGCUUUAAACAUUAGAAAGCAUAGUUCCUAAUUCCUGGUGACUUGAGCCAGAGCCUGAGCCAGCACUGCCAUAAGUCAUGGUGAUUUGAUUAUUUAAUUUCUCUACCACUUAAUAGAUUAAAAAUAUCUCUAAGCGGUGUACAAAAAAAUGAAGCAACAACAUAUAACCCAAACAAAAUAUUACAAAAAUACACGGUUACAAAAUGUUUACAUAUAAAAAUGUUACAUUAAUACAGAGUUACCAAUAUAUAGAAAUCAAUGCCAGCUCAUUUUCCUUCUUACACACCAUCCUUCUCGGCCUCUGGGUUCUCACCCAGGGCCUAGCAUGAUGGGAGUUGUAGUCCAAAACUUCUGGAGCAUACCAGGUUGGAGAAGACUGAUCUGUUGUUAGAGUCACAGGUGCUUCAAUUGGGGCAUUGUUGAAGUGAUUGGCAGAGUUGUGUUCCGGUUCUCCACCCCAUAAAAACGUAGAGGCAAAGAGGGAUGUCCAUGCACUGCAGGAGAUAUUAAACUUCACCCUAAUUUAGCCUAAGAAAGAGAGUGAUUAAUGUAGCACUUCAUUUGACUUAAACUUUUUUUAUUUGCCAGCAUGCAAAGUAACAUUUGUGACAUUUUUCUUGUAGGUGAAAAAUUUACGGAAUGUUUGGAUAAAUUUCUGAGGAUGAAUUUCAGCAAAGGCUGCCCACCGGUCUUCAAUACUUUGAGAUCACUAUACAAAGAUAAAGAAAAGGUCAUUAUAACAUCUGUGUGCUUUGCUUUUUAAUGUUCUUUUAGAAAAGUCCAUCAGACACUAAGUGUGUAUCAUUAUGUUUUCUUAUGCUGAACAGGCCUAUCUGGAACCUUAAAAACUUCUGUAGAGAUUCACAAUAAUGUCCUUUAUGAAUGUUAAUUUUCAUAGAACCAGGUUAAGGUUGUAAAUUUGUUGGGGAUGGAAAAACUCUGGGUGAAGCAAGAACAGAUACAACAAUUUCGUUCCAGGAUCCCUACAAUAUUCAUGGGCUAAAAUCUCUUUACUGCCAGUGUGUUUGCAGUUUCCCCAGAGGUCCCUGAAUGCAUUCCCAGUCUGGGAUGUAAUCAAGCAGUAUAUGUGUGCAUCUGAAAUAUGAGUACUUGUGAACUGACUGAGCCCCUAUGUAUAGGGAAGUAGAAUAUGAGCUAUAAAACAGACCUCUUACAUGCUGAAACUUAAAUGAUGAUUAUGAUGGGCUAGUUUCGCAAAGCUAUAUGUGUUUUGUAGGUCUAGGUAAUUUAUUCUUGGGUUACAAGUUAGGCUUCUGUUGAGGGUCUGUGGUAAACUAUUGAUUAAUGUCAUACCUUGAAAAGUGCAGUGUAAUGUUAUAUAAAGUAACUGCUGUUAACCUAUUGGCUGCAAUUAAACCGUGAAGUAUUUUCGAGAAUUAGAUUCAGGAUCUGGAAGCUCCUUUGUCAAAUAUGGGGUCCUAGUUGUUAGCCUAGUGGCAAGAGAACGAUUUAGAAGAAUCUAGUCCACUUUGUGGGAUGUUUGGCUGCAACCUAGCCCAUCCAUCACUUCUUGAGUAGGAAGUAAAGCAACCCUCCUGUAAAAGUAGUUACUGACCAGACUCUUAUGUGGACAGAACACUUCAUUCUUCCAAUUCUGAUUUAUACUUCUACAGUCAUACCUCGGGUUGAAGUAGCUUCGAGAUAAGUAUUUUCGGGUUGCUCGCUGCGGCGACCUGGAAGUAACGGAGCGCGUUACUUCCGGGUUUCACCGCUCGUGCAUGUGCAGAUGGUCAAAAUGACGUCACGCGCAUGCACAGAAGGGGCGGCACACGCAGACGUGCGGACAUGGGUUGCGUUCGCUUCUGGAACGGGGCUGCGGAACGGAUCCCGUUCGCAUCCAGAGGUACCACUGUACUUAUUAAGUAGGACUUCAUGGAGAUGGGUUUGAUUCUGAAUUUGCAGUCUGCUGAAUUAAACUACUAAUAGGUACUUUAUUUAUUUGUUGUCUUGUGUCUAUAGGUGGCAAUCAUAGAAGAGCUAGUGGUAGGUUAUGAAACCUCUCUGAAAAGUUGCAGAUUAUUUAACCCAAAUGGUGAGUGCCACAUGUUAUAUUAUUAUUCUGUAGCUAGGAAUAUGCUCCUCAAGAAAACGGUUGGGGUGGAGAAUAGGCAUCAAACAAUCCAUGUAGACUGGUUUUCACCUGCACCUCCCAUACCUGUUCCUGCCCAUAGUUUCCUCUAUCACAGGCUUAUCUAGUCUUAGGAUCAAUUGAACUCAGGGUGUGCCAUAGCCGACAGCCUUGCAUCAUAUGGGUAGAGCCAUAUUUGGGCAGCCAAGCUCAUUCUGCUCCAUGCUUAGACGGCAGUGGCUUAAAUGAAGGGUUGUAUCACUCACAUAUACUCACAUUCAGCACCCUUUCUCCAUGCUGCCGUGAUGCAGCUGAGCCGUGGAGCUGCACCUGGUGACUUGGGCCUGCCCUUCAUUCCUUUGUUAGAGCUGCAGCUUCAACACAGAGUCCUCAGCCCAGCUCACAUUAAGAUGUGAAGUGUACUUUGUAGAAUACCUGGGUACUUUGUAGAACACCUCUAGUUAAGUUAUAUAACCUGAUAUGCGAUACUCUUAAAGGGAAAAAUGAGAGCAUGAGCAUGAAAUGGAACAGUUUAAACCAUCUGUAUCUUAAUAAGCUUCACAGACCAGUCCACCCCCUUUCUAUAUAAUAGCUUCUCAGCAGUCAGUAGCAAAUAGCAUGCCAUUGGGUUUUUCCUUGUGCAGCUUACUAUAAAAUGGAAAGGAAAAAAAACCCUGUGAAAUUUCCUCCAAAUAGAUGACGGUAAAGAAGAACCUCCAACGACUUUACUCUGGGUCCAGUACUACUUGGCACAACACUAUGACAAAAUUGGGCAGCCAUCCAUAGCUCUGGAAUAUAUAAAUGCUGCAAUAGAAAGCACACCCACCUUGAUAGAACUCUUCCUUGUGAAAGCUAAAAUCUAUAAGGUAACUCUUUUUAUUAUUGCAGCAGGCUUUUGCCACAUAGCACUACCCUUCUUGAUUCUUUUUCAUCCUUGUAUUUGGAGAAUGAACAGAUGAUUUGGCUGUCGGUCAGGGCUCAUAAGAGCAUAAAGAACCCUGCUGGAUCAGCCCCAAAGCCUCUCUAGUCCAGCUUUUGGUUUCCCAACCUGAUGCCUCUGGGAAGCCCACAAGCUGGACAAUUGGGCAAAAUUCCUCUCCUGAUUCUGUUUCUCAGCACUUGAAAAUCAGGGGCAUGUUACCUCUGCUCCUGGACGUAGUAUAUAAUCAUCAUAGCAGUGUCUGGCACAGAACUUCAGUAUCAGGAUAUCUGGGUUGUUGUUUUUUUUCCUCUUUUAAAAAUCCAGUCUCUGCUACCAUCCGUACAGCUGCUGCUAGCACCAGUUGUUCUACUCAUCAUGGUUGUAGAGAAGAACUUGGAAAUGUGCCUGACAGGGAUUGCAAGUCAGAAGAGAACUUGACUGCUCUUUGUUAUAGAGUGGGACUUCAGUGUAUCAUACAGCAUGCUAUCUUUCUAUUACUCUUUUGCUCUAUUGGCCAAUGAUACCCAGUCUCCUGGUACUUAAGCCAUGCAUUCAGAUACCAAUUUUAGAGGAUCUGGAUGCAUUUCUCAAAAAAAAGGGGGGGGGAGGAGGAUAACUGGUUAUUAAAUAAGAAAGGAUAGCUUAGAUGAUCUAGACCAGGGUUUCCCAAACUUGGGUCUCCAGUUGUUGUUGGACUACAGUUCCCAUCAUCCCUGACCACUGGUCCUGCUAGCUAGGGAUGGUGGGAGUUGUAGUCCAAAAAUAGCUGGAGUUUGGGAAGCCCUGAUCUCAACCAAGGGUAGCCUGUGUGGUGCCCUCCAGAUGUUUUAGAAUACAACUGCUGCCGCCUUCAGCCAGCAUGGCUGGUUGUGCAUGAUAAUGGUUGAAGUCCAGAGCAUCUGGAGGACGCCAUGUUGGCUAACCCUGCACAGUUUCUUGGAAAUAAACUCCCUUGAGCAUUGUGACCUUUGUUUCAGAGUAAACGUAAUUGUAUUGUUAGGGUUGGGAUUUGUUUUCGGCCUGUUGAGAAUGAGAAGCAGUACUGAGUAUGUUACUUGCCCCUUUCAUACUUUUAUCUUUGCACUGAAUUGAACCUGGCAAACUAGAGUUUACUGCAUUAUCCAGCUUACUUUUGUCUUGUCUUCUCAAGCAUGCUGGAAACAUAAAAGAAGCUGCAAGAUGGAUGGAUGAGGCUCAAGCUCUGGACACAGCGGACAGGUUUAUUAACUCCAAAUGUGCAAAGUACAUGUUGAAAGCCAACUUGAUAAAAGAAGCAGAAGAAAUGUGUUCCAAAUUUACAAGGGUUUGUUUGACUUACUCUACUUUUUAGCUUACUGUGCUCUUCGUAGGCCAUUGCUUUGAACAGUCCUGCAUAUUCAGUUAUUAAAAAGAGUUUUAGGGGUUACGUGGAUGCCAAAGCAUAGGAUAAAAGUAUGUAAGUAAAUCAGUGUCUGAAUUGGGGGUAACUAGCCCCCUCCAGGUGGUUUAGACUGCAACUCCCAUCAGCCCAAGCUCUCAUGGCCAACAGUCAAGGCUGAUGGGAGUUGUAGUUCACAGCAUCCCGAGGUACCCAGGGUUGACUACUCCUGGUCUGAAGGAAGCUGUUAUUGUCAUUAAAGUAAAGCAUUACAGUUUCUAGAUGAGGUUUUCCCUUUUAUGCACGUUGGCUUUCCUACCUGUCCCCCAGUCACAGCAACAAAGCAGUCAGCGUGUAUUAGAAUGCCCCUUUUGACUUUUUUGCACAUUCAAAUUUUUGAAACUCACAUUUGGACACAGUAUUGAUGUGUUGUUUCUUGUCUGUUGCACUUGUCUGCAAUGUUGGCCGUACUACGUAAGCAUGUUUUUCUUGCUGUAAGAAAAACUUAAAAGUUUUUUAGAAAUAACUUUCAGAGUCAAAAUAUUGCAUAUCCUUCUUAGUUAACUGUAUAUGUAUAAGCUGAAUAUUUGUAGCAGCUUGCCUUGUAUUUAUUUAUUUUUUCUAAUUUUUCCUUUCUAGGAAGGGACUUCAGCAGUGGAAAACUUGAAUGAAAUGCAGUGCAUGUGGUUCCAGACAGAAUGUGCCCAAGCUUAUAAAGCAAUGAAUAAAUUUGGAGAAGCACUUAAAAAAUGCCAUGAAAUUGAGAGAGUAUGUACCUGAUGACCAAUUUAAUAUUUCUUAGUGGUCCGUUCUCAGGAAUCAAGUCUGACGAAUCUCUUAAGUGUAUUGUUCUGAACCUCAAGAGUAUCUAAACAUGGGCUGUGCUUUAUCUCUCAUUAUACUGCUUAAGGCCAUAAUUUAUAAUGCGUUCAAUUCAGACAUAACACCAAAACAUAGUUUGAUGAUGGAGAAGAAUCUGUGGGGCCGUACGUUCCAUUUCCCUAUUCCCCUGUCACAUUCAGGUUUCCUUCCCCAUUUUUUUGGUUUCGCUAACCCUAGCUUACCAUGGCAUUUGAAUUAGCAAAGUACGGUUACCACAGUUUGCAGACCCACUUCAAACCUUGUUUGGAAUCAAAGACAUCAUUUAGAUAGCAUGGAAAACUACAGAAAAGAAGAGGAGAGCAUGUGAGCCUAUAGAGAAUGUUCCUCAUUUGCCAAACUGUUAUUCGGAAUUGCCUCUGAUUUGACACUAGUUUUUGAAAUAUGUUCCAAUGUAAGACUGCUGUAUGCAGUGCUUGCAUAAUGCCAUAUCUAAUUUGGCCUUCAGAGUUGCAAAGGUUCAGUCCUGGCUUGCUACGAGAGAGCCUUUUGAACUAGAGAUACCAAGGACUGAAUCAUGACUUCCUGUCUGGUUGUUGUGCAUGAUUUAUCACUGAAUUAUGGCCUCUUUAUGCUAAAUUUUGGGUUCUGCUUGAUUGUGUUAUCAGUGCUUCUGUUUGUGGUUCUGAAGUUUAGUUUUGGAACUUUUCUCGUUGUACUUCCCAUGCUUACUAAAUAACAUGAUAUUUUGUUAGCACUUUGUAGAAAUCACAGAUGACCAAUUUGACUUCCACACAUACUGUAUGAGGAAAAUCACACUUCGAUCAUAUGUGGACUUGUUGAAGCUAGAAGAUGUACUUCGACAGCACCCAUUUUAUUUUAAGGCAGCAAGAAUUGCCAUAGAAAUAUACUUGAAGCUUCAUGAUAACCCUCUGACAGAUGAGAACAAAGAGCAUGAGGCUGACACAGGUAGAAGCUGCUUCUAGUAUUUUAUGGCUCGUUUCUCACGCAAUGUUAAACCACACUUUAAAAUAAACUAUGGUUUAACACACUCAAGCUCCAUGCUCCUUCCCUGCUCCUCACUGUGCCAUGUCGGAAAGGAAACAAGCCAGAAUCUGGCCGGUCAUAAUGCUUGUGGUUGGUUUGGAGGAACAAAGAUUGACCUUUGCUCAUGGUUUGUUGGACAGAAACAAACCAUGAGACCAAGUUUGCACAUCGCAAAGCAGUCUUGUUUCCCAGCUUGUUUCCUUCACAGAGCAGCAUAGCCAGGAGCAAAUGAGGAGUAAAGGGCUUUUGCAAGUUGAACCAUAGUUUAUUCUAAACUAUGCUUUUUGUAUAUACUGAGCCAUAUUGUCCUUUUGUGUCAUUUUCAUUGCCAUGAGACACAAAAUUGGUGGGGGGAGUUGUGAUGCUGUAAAAGGUGAAUGCUGUGCUAUGCUUGCUUGUUUUUUGUAUUUUUUUAAUAAAAUAAACCAGGUCAAAAAUUUAAAUAUAUAGUUUACAGUUUAAGGAGUUGCAGUGUUAUAUAUUGGCCUUCCAAUAACUUUUUUAAAACAUCCUAACUAUACAUUCACAUGGACUUCAUAUUCUGAAAAUGUACAAAUUAAGGGUUCUGCUUAUUUUCUUGAUCUUCUGGGAUAAGUUACAAUCCAAGUAGUUCUGGGUGAGGCUGCAUUAUAGAUAAGCCACUAUGCCUUUUCUAACGGAAGUCAUCCAGGUUUGGGCCAUGAUUUGGAAUUUGAGAAGACUUGUUUAGGAAAUGGUAUUAAUAACCUGAGCUGCAAGAAUCUAGGGUUUGUUAUUUUUAAGGAAUCGUUCUAUUCAUAAUCAACAAAGUAUUUUUUAUGUAUAGCAAAUAUGUCAGAUAAGGAGCUAAAGAAGCUACGUAAUAAGCAGAGGAGGGCUCAGAAAAAGGCUCAGUUGGAGGAGGAGAAAAAGAACGCUGAAAAAGAGAAGCAGCAACGAAACCAGAAAAAGAAGAAAGAUGACGACGAUGAAGAAAUUGGAGGACCAAAGGAAGAGCUUAUUCCUGAAAAACUAGCAAAGGUAUUGAAACUUCGGAAUGUAAAUUGUGUUUGAGCAACCAUUUACACAGAACUAUUUAAAGAGACUCCCAUACAAAAGCAUAUCACUCUAAAAGUGACUCUUGCAUGCUGACUCAAUCACAAGUAGCAGCUUCUGUCAGGGCAUUUUCACAGUUGUUGUUCUGUUGCACUGAAGAAUGAAACCAGAAACAACUGAAUCAUUUGUGCUUCUUCAAGUGCUUUGAAUAUGAACCGCUUCUUGGGGCAGGUGAGACUCGCUUUGACAAAACCCAAAUCACUUUAUUCAGCCCCUUCAACUGCGUUAGGGAGUUCCCAAAGGGAACUGAUGUUGGGCUGUGCAUGGUGCGCUCCAAGCAGCGGGACUUCAAAGCUCCUUUCAAAGGGUAUUGCAGGCAGCAGCUGUCAGCUGAUUGGUGUUGUCUGUAAACUCCUUUUUGGCUCAUAUAUAGCAUCAUGUAAGUGGGCAUGCCUCUGUGAAGAUGAGUUUGAGGGCCAAAUGUUGUGCUUUAUCAGCAUUUGAAUUGGGUCCAUAUAAGGACACAUACACCUGUUUUAUCUGGGAUGUAUGAAUGAAGGCCUUAUAUAUUGCAAGGAACCCAGUAUAGAGAUAAUGCACAUUUGCUCCACCUGUGUAGCCCAGACCUUAGUGACAGGGAUAUCUAGUACCAGGAGGCCAGAUUUUGCUUAAAACCACAAGAUUUGUAUGCAAUGCUUUACUUUUGCCUGUAGAAAUGAAUAGCAGCCACUUAUAGGGGAUAUGGACUGUAUUUGUGGCCAGGAGUAAAUCUGCUCCUUGCCUCUACUGACAUUGGGCACUAAGAAUGAAAGAGUUCUAGUUUCUUCAUUGGUGUUUGUCAGGAAAAGCAGUGUUUCUGUCUGACAAGUGUUUUUCUGAAAAGUCCUCUUGCAACUUUUUCUGUUUUGUCACCAAAAAAAAUGCAUGUUUAGGUUGAAGCUCCUUUGGAGGAAGCUAUUAAGUUUUUAACUCCGUUGAAGAACUUGGUGAAGAACAAAAUAGAAACCCAUCUUUUUGCCUUUGAAAUUUACUUCAGGAAAGGUAAGUGGAAGGUAGAAUGAAGUGGAAAUACACCAGUGUACAAAAGCAAGACUCAUACAGAUGUUAGAAGGAGCAGGAAUCUUCCUGUUUUCUUCCAUUCCAGACUGGGCCUUAGGAUGGAGUGUUCAGACACCUUCCCCACUUGGGUAUCAGUUGUAUUGAGUUGCUAUUAUUUUCUUAGGAGUUCUUUUUAUAAACAAAGAAUCCUCUUGUAAGUAAGUUGAGAACCCUGCACAAAAGGAAACACGUGUUUCAGAAGAUUACAAAUUUUUUCUCUUGCAGAAUUGUUUUAUGCAUUGUUUGUGAUUGCCAAGAGCUUGAGGACUCCGUGGUCUAUAUCAACAAAUAUUGAUUGUCAGAACUGACAGUCUGGAAGAAAUGUUGACGUCCGGUAUUUAGAUUACAUUUUUAAAAAAUCUAACUCUCUCACUGCUUGGCAUUUGGUAUGCAAGCUAAAAGGCAUUGCUGCCUCUUGCAGUAUGUCAGGUUUAUGAGAAAAAAAUAGUAAUCUUUAUAAAACCAAUAACUUUCCAGUAUUAGCCAUAUAAAUAAAAAAAAGAAUUUCCUAAACAUACCGUAGCAUAGUUAAAAUAUUUCACGAAGCUAAGUCUUGAUCCAAAGGCCCUGUACACAUGGGGACGCCCAGCCAGAUGGGCAGGGUAUAAAUAAUAAUUAAUAAUAAUAAUAGAACGUUUCCCCCCCCCUACAUAGCUUUCCAGUCCAGCAGCUUCUCACAGUCGCUAAACAAAUGCCUUUGGGAAGCCUCCAAGCAGGAUCUAAGUGCAACAGCACUAUCUGCAUUAUCAGACACUGCUUAUAAUGGUCCCCCAACUUCUAGGAGAAGCCUUUAGAAGGCAGGAGUGCUGUGCUAGAAAAUCUUCAGCUCACUAGCAGAAAUGUUUUCCACUUGCACAAGAGGCUCUUUAGGUCCAAGCCAGCUUAUUUCGUUUCGUAGUUCCCAGAACUCACUGCAUUUAAGUUGAAUAAAACUUGUUAUAUUGGUAUAUAGGUUGCAUGACCAUGGCAUACCCCUCUGCUGAAAAUGUAGAACAUAUAAACAUAAUGACCUUCAUCUCAUUUAUUCUAAUCAUUAUAAUUUCAAAUGUAAUUAUCUUGAUCAUAACAUCUAAAGUAUAAUGAGGCUUUCUGUUGUAUUUUUUUUGCUGAGUCUAAUUCCCUAGUACAUUAGAACAUCUUGUAAUGUGGUGCCAAUUUAUUUUGUCUCCUGCAGAAAAAUUCCUCCUUAUGCUGCAGUCUGUGAAGAGAGCAUUUGCUAUUGACCCUAGUCAUCCAUGGCUCCAUGAGUGUAUGAUUCACCUCUUCAGCAGUGGUAUGAACCUAGCAAUCAUAAUUCCAGACGCUGUUAUAGUCAGUCAUACCUUAUACCUGAUAAGGACUAUGAGCAGUUUACUCAAAUACAAACAGCAAAAUUCAUUAUAUUUUCUUAUUUGUUUUGAUACUUCUUUAAAAGGAGUGCAUGGAUCUGUCCAGUUUCUCUCUCUCCUCCCUCAGUUUAAUCUUUCAGUUACUGCAUAAUACUUGCAAGUUUAAAAUGCCUGGUUCAGUAUGCUACCUUUUAUCAUUAUGGUCCUCUUCAGAAAAGGGAGGAAAUUGCACAAUACUAGGGUGUUGGGGUUUUUUUAGAAUCAAUAUGUUGACGAAAUAACAUGAGCAGUAAAGAAAAGAAUGGCUGGGAUUGGGGUGGGGCAGUGUUCUUGGAGAUAGACAAAAUGCAAGAAAGCUCUGCCCACAACCCUGUUUGGUUUCUCAUUGUAAAGCAGGGCUUAUCUACUUCCAAGUGAUUAUCAAAUUUCACCCUGGAGAACCAAAACUUGUAAGAAUAAACAGCACUGAACUAGACAGACCAUUUCUGUCACUCAGUAUAAAGUACAGUGGUACCUUGGCUUAAGAACAGCUUAGUUUAUGAACAACUUGGAUUAAGAAUGCUGCAAACCCAGAAGUAGGUGUUUUGGUUUGUGAACUUUGCCUUGGAAGCAGAACAUGUUUCGCUUCCUGUUGAGUGUAUUCCAUUUGUAAAUUGAAUCCCCCGCUGCUAUGGGAAAACAUGCCUUGGUUUAAGAACCUUUGGAUUAAGAACGGACUUCCGGAACAGAUUAAGUUUGUAUACCAAGGUACCACUGUAGUUCAUGAGUUUAAAUGAUUGAUUUUAAAAAAAAAUAAAAUAAAGCAAGCAUAUUGAAUUAAGCGAGAUGAACUCCACAACCCCAGAGUCGGCCACGACUGGACCUAAUGGUCAAGGGUCCCUUUACCUUUUUUAUUCUGCUUUAAAUUCAAAACUACUAUUCAUUUAACUCACACAGGCCAUCUUGGGGCUUUAAUAGAAGAAGCAACUACAAUCUUUAAUAAGUGUAUUAAAGCGUAACAUAUUCUGCAGCAAUUAACUGUGUUUUCUAACAUUACAGUUUCUGAAAGCAAAGAUCUACCAGAAACAGUCAGAACAGUGUUGAAUCAAGAAAUGAAUCGGCUUUUUGGUGCAACUAAUCCAAAGAACUUCAAUGAAACUUUCCUUAAACAGAACUAUGAUUCACUACCACACAGAUUAUCCGGUAUGUAAUUUGCUGCAUAUUCCAAGUUUAUCUUGGCAGUUUUUAAUUUUGCUGCCUAGUAAUGUACCACUCUUGGUCGUACACAUGAGAUCUUGUCUACCAUACCGAUUGCAUUCAUGCCAGUUUAUGGCAAGAUGGCUUUGAUCAAUCCAAAAACAUUAGAAUGUAUUUCUUUCAAAAGUCAAGAGUCAGGAUACUAGAGACAAGGUACGUGUUCAGUUUUGUGAGAGGGAUCAAAUGUUUGAAUGCUCUCUCAUAUUAAAAAUAAACAUCCCUGUGCAAUUUUUUUUCUUUUUAAUCAAGUUUAGACAUUUGAAACCCAGUAUUACACUGCUGCUUAUUUCCAUCUUAGAGCCGGGAUGUCUUGACUGUUCCGUUGCAUAACAGAUAUACAGACUCAUAAUAUUAUGAUUCUAGGGCUUCAGAUUUUUUGAACUAAUUCUUCGUAAUGAGGUAGCUGAGCAAAGGAGGUGGCAUAAACAAAUGACUUUCACAGUUGCUGUCACAGGCUCAGCAAAAGUAGCAGAAAGACAAGCUAGACCUUAAAGUAAUGCUAUUAAAAUCCUACCUUUAGUAGUUAAGCAUAACUAGUUAAUGAGAGGAGUGUUUUGUAGUAGGCAGUUAUCAAAGUAAUGGGAUAUUGGUAUUAUGAUACUAGUUUUACUAAGAUAAGUUAUAUAGUCUUACCCAGUAGCAGGUUGAUGAUUCUUUCAUAACAUAUGUAAAGGAGGCUUUGAAAGCAUCGUACAGGGUGGAUUCUUAGACUGUGUAAUGGUAACAGUUUACCAUUGUUUAAAAAGGCUGCCUUAACCUUUUCUAUUACUUGACAUUAAGCCCUGGGUAGCAAUCUGUGAUUGAUGAUAUUACAGUUAGUCCCAUUUAUAAAUUUUCCAAACAACAACAAGGCAAAAUUAGCAACUUUUAUAGAUUUCUUUGAUAGAUUAGCUUAUCUCUUACUGUCAAGUAAGAAAUUGUAGUUAAAAUGUAACCUUUCUAGGUUGUGAUCUUGCAAUGCUGCAUGCACAUUUCCAUAUUUACAAAUAGAGGCUUGGAUCCUGAAUUUCUCAAAACAGACAAAUCCAGUUGGCAGAAGUGCACCCCAGCCCAUGGAGUCCCUUGUGCUACGAAGACUUCGUGCAAAGUUAGGACGUAGGAAACUGUCAUAUACUAUUGGUCCAUCUAAGCAGUUGCUCUGCCAUUGAGUUAAAACCCUUCACCUGUGGGAUCCUUCUGCGGGAACUUCUGCCACUUCAGUCAGUGGUUGCUCCUGCUCAAUUGAAAGCCAUUUCAUUCAUAGAACACUUCAGAUACAAGUCAGGGUUUAUAGAGCAAAGUGAGAGGGAGAGUUAGUAAGCACUUCAUUUCCCAUUCCAUAUGCCAGACCAGGGUAUAAGAUUCCUAUCUUGAUCCUAAACUCAUUGGCCUUGCUGCAAUUACCCACAUACUCAGGGCUUAUUCUACCCAAAGGGCACAUCUAGUUUACAAAAUGGAAAUGCCCACUUGCAAAAAACAGCUUGGCCACAUCUGAAAGUAACUUUAAGAGAUCGCAGCCUUUUUGUUUCAGUUUUAUGAUUAACUGAAUGACUUCCCCUCUCUCCUAGCUGCCAAAAUGGUGUAUUAUUUGGAUUCUACUAGCCAGAAAAGAGCUGUGGAGCUGGCAACUUGCCUUGAUGAAUCCCUCACAAACAGAAAUCUUCAGGUAAAUAUGUCUGAUAUACAGAAUGAUUUGUUAUCUUAGCAUCAGGUGUACCUUUUCCAAAUGAUACAACAAACCCUUGGUUAAAAGAGCUCCGCAGUUAGUGGAACUUGUAAAUCUCUAGGGAGCAGAAAAAGCAUCCUUUUCAUAGUAUUCUAAUGUAAGGUAAGAAACAUGUAAAUAUUAAACAUUCAAGUAAGAAAAUAAUAUUUUAAAAUAAUGAAAACAGAACUAGCAGUAAUGUGAAUUGAUACACAGGAUCUUUUAAAAGGAUUAACACUGUGUUUUCACAUUUUAGACUUGUAUCGAGGUAUUGGAAGCAUUGAAUGAUGGUAGCCUUGGAGACUGUAAAGAAGCAGCUGAAAUGUACAGAGCAAAUUGUCAUAAGCUUUUCCCUUAUGCUUUGGCUUUUAUGCCCCCUGGAUAUGAAGAGGAUAUGAAGAUCACAAUUAAUGGAGAUAUAUCUGCAGAAACUGAAGAACUGGCCAAUGAAAUAUGAACUUUUUUAAAGGAGUGGAAUGAUUUUGGACCGUAUCUGGUGUAUAAUAUUUUUGUCACGCACCUGCUGAAUUGUUCUAACCUACACAGAAUGGAAGGAGUAAAAAUGGUUGCCUUCAAAGUUUUACUUUUUUUAUCCUGCUGACGAGUAUAUAAUAUAAAGUAACGUAUUACUGGAUAUAGGUGGCUCAGUUAAAAGAAAAACUAAGCACUGCUAAAAUUGAAAAGUAUCCUUUAUCUACAUACCCCAUUUUAAACUAAUUUAUAUGGAAUCUGAAGGCUUAACACCCAUUGGAGCAGGUGUGUGGCAGAAAUAUUACUUUAAAUUUGUCUUGUUGAGAUGACUAUCUCAGACAGCAAAAACGCUGUUUUAGCACUGGAUCCUUUUCACUGAGCACAAAGAGUUGUUGGGGCUUUAACAUCUGACUGAUUUUGAUACAGAGAUGAUUCUACCCUUUGGAAGUAUGCAAUGUGAAUCACUAUUUGCAGACAAACCUGCAAUACAUAUAUAAUGCUGUUGUAGAGACUGGGAUUUAAAAUAUGAAGCAAAAUAACGAAACAUAAGGUGUUCAAUUAGCUUGUUGUGUCUCCGAAAUUCACUGCACGUGAUCAGUUUGGUGUUCUUGCACCACAGUUUUUAAAUGAAGGAACCAGUUAGAACAUACUUUGUUUUUAUUAAAAUUUGAAAAGAAAUCAACACUGCUGUUCAGGAGAUGAGCAUGAUGACAGCAUCAUUUGGCUGUACAUGUUAAAACUGUAAUGCAAGAACCAAAUGAAAUUAUGCACUGUGAUGUGGCACCAACUCAUUAAAAAGACAGCAUGUAUUUUUCACGUACAGUGAAAAUAUAAAUGAACAUAACUAUGGCUUGAAAAUUCAAAGAGUGGAACUCCUGACUUCCAAUUUGUGACUGAUCGAGAGACUAAUUGUUUAAAACCUCAGCAGGCCUUGUUCAUGUUAUGCAGAAAAAAGUGCUGCAGUUUAGAUACCUCUGGAACUUUUCCACAGUGUCACAGGUUUGUAAUACUUGAAGCCCUACAUUUCUAAGAAUAUAUUUCUUGCUCAGUUGUUUCAGGCAAGCCCAUGACUUUGUAACUUUUAACGGGCCCGAGAUUUUUUUUCAAUAACAGACAAGCUUCUUAUUCCUGCAGUUACAGAUGUAAUUUCCUUUGUCAAACAUAAGGUACCAAAUAUAAUGCAAUAAAAUGUUUUGAAAAAGAGCUGUGUGGCUAUAGAAUUUGCAAACUGCUGUCGAAAGAGAUGUAGUGCAAGAUCAGUGUAACAUGAAUUACUUAUAAUAGCUUUUUGUUAGUGUUGGUGAAAUCCCACAAUGCAUAAUGCAGCAGUGCUUGGAGACACUAUUUCCCCUUCCUGCCCCUCUUCUCCAAUAAAGCUAACCCACAAUGGCUGCUGUUGUGAACAGUAAUUUGCAACUUGGCAGUAAUGGUUCCGUUCCUAGAGUUAAUAGUAAAUAUCUCUGCAAAAUACAACAUCUUUAUGAAGACUACAAAUUUAAAUGAGAACUUUUAUAAGCUAUGAAGUUUGGGAUAAGAAAUCUAAGGCACAGUGUAGAAAAUGAUAAAAAUAAUUUGCAGUAUGAGAAACUUGACAGUUGACACUUCAUGGUUUUCACUGUUGUACAUCUCUUUAGAGAGAUCAUUACUCUUUCUGUGAUAAGAAAAAAAUGUUAAAGGAAAUAUUGACUUGUCAUUCAUCCAGAGCCUUGCCCUUUUGGCAUAUAUACAUCUCUGAACAAAAGAAGUUUGUCAUAACUUUGUGUUAACUGUACUACAAUAUUUUCAUGGACUAAUAUUUCCAAGAAAAUAAUUUUGCUGUCUGCUACUGAGACACUCUGCUACAUUACAUUCAAACCAAGAGCUGAACAUCACACCUAGUCUGCAAAUAUUCAGUGUUAUCUAUCUGGAAACCUUAGUAUCCUACGUGCUUGUUUUUCUUCCCCUUAACUUAGCCACUUUAUUAUCCAGCAACCCUUCAGGAAAUACUUGCUGUAGUCAUGAUGUUCCAUGGAAACUACUCUAGAAUUAGCCCUAUUGUCUUUCAGGAUGCCACAUUAUUUCUAGAGUGCUCUGCUAAGAGGAGAUGGGCUUGGGUUAAUAAUUUACACCUUUCUUUUUCCUCUUCCAGUGAUAGUUGGUCAACUAAAACUCUCUUAAGUGCUGAGAUCCUACAACAUAGAUCACUCAUUUGUGGCUUUUGUUUUUAGCAAGGAUAGUAUGUUUCAUUAUAGUUACAACUGUGUGAUCUUGCAGUGACAUUUUGGAGGUAGGUAUAUAGUGGGCAUCAUAUACACAUAAAAACUCACACAGUAAUCUGGUCAUUACUAUUUAAGCAGCACGCAUGCACACCUUUCGUAGUGGGUCAUUAAAAAAUGAUCAGUGUAACCUAUAGGAAGGCAAAACCAAGGCAGCCCAGAGGCAUAAUAAUCAUAUGCUGGUCUACUUGGAAACACAUUUCACUGAUUUUGGUGGUACUUGCUCCGUUGUAAGCAAAUAUAGGGUUGUGUUAGGUUUUUUAAAAUAUAUUGUCCACUUAAGCAGGCAGAGGAGCUGAGCAAGGGGUGGUGCUCCAUUGCACUUUGCACCCCCUGAGAAGCAAAAUUAAUUAUGCAAAACAAGUGAGGAUGGACAAAGUUGCUGGGUUUUUAGAAAAAGGAAUA
Messenger RNA from Podarcis lilfordi (Lilford's wall lizard), 42127 nucleotides. Lineage: Eukaryota; Metazoa; Chordata; Lepidosauria; Squamata; Lacertidae. The record is from the annotation of a GenBank genome assembly.